Molecule: messenger RNA, 1299 nt
Organism: Nomascus leucogenys (northern white-cheeked gibbon)
Lineage: Eukaryota; Metazoa; Chordata; Mammalia; Primates; Hylobatidae
Product: olfactory receptor 13C9
Biological process (GO): G protein-coupled receptor signaling pathway
Cellular component (GO): membrane
Molecular function (GO): G protein-coupled receptor activity; olfactory receptor activity
Source: RefSeq, a predicted model, not a curated record
AUACCCUGUGUCAUCAUGGCUUCCAAACAGUAAUCCCUUCUUCAGAAAUUCAUCAGCUUCACAGAAAAUUUUGUUGAACAGCCUAAAAAUAGAAGAUCAAGGCAAAACAAUCAGCUGUGUAUUGCAACCUAGGAAGUGAGCUGACCUUCCAAUUUGAGGUAAAAGAAAGACAUUUAAAUGGCAUGGGAAAACCAAACCCUUCUGGUGGAAUUUUUUCUGAAGGGACUUUCUGGUCACCCAAGGCUUGAGUUACUCUUUUCUGUGCUAAUCUUCAUAAUGUAUGUGGUCAUCCUUCUGGGGAAUGGUACUCUCAUUUUAAUCAGCAUCUUGGACCCUCACCUUCACACCCCUAUGUACUUCUUUCUGAGGAACCUCUCCUUCUUGGACAUCUGCUACACCACCACCUCUAUUCCCUCCACGCUGGUGAGCUUCCUUUCAGAAAGAAAGACCAUUUCCUUUUCUGGCUGUGCAGUGCAGGUGUUCCUUGGCUUGGCCAUGGGAACAACAGAGUGUGUGCUCCUGGGCAUGAUGGCCUGUGACUGCUAUGUGGCUAUCUGCAACCCUCUGAGAUAUCCCAUUAUCAUGAGCAAGGAUGCCUAUGUACCCAUGGCUGUUGGGUCCUGGUUUGCAGGGAUUGUCAACUCUGCAGUACAAACUACAUUUGUAGUACAAUUGCCUUUCUGCAGGAAUAAUGUCAUCAAUCGUUUCUCCUGUGAAAUUCUAGCUGUCAUGAAGAUGGCCUGUGCUGACAUCUCAGGCAAUGAGUUCCUCAUGCUUGUGGCCACAAUAUUGUUCACACUGAUGCCACUGCUCUUGAUAGUUAUCUCUUACUCAUUAAUCAUUUCCAGCAUCCUCAAGAUUCACUCCUCUGAGGGUAGAAGCAAAGCUUUCUCUACUUGCUCAGCCCAUCUGACUGUGGUCAUAAUAUUCUAUGGGACCAUCCUCUUCAUGUAUAUGAAGCCCAAGUCUAAAAAGACACUUAAUUCAGAUGACCUGGAUGCUACCGACAAAAUUAUAUCCAUGUUCUAUGGGGUGAUGACUCCCAUGAUGAAUCCUUUAAUCUACAGUCUUAGAAACAAGGAUGUGAAAGAGGCAGUAAAACACCUACUGAACAGAAGGUUCUUUAGCAAGUGAGUGCAAAAUGUACUGGAGUGUGAACACACUUGAUAUUGUUGAAACUUCAGAAUUAUGUUAGAAUUUUGGAUACUUUUACUGUUUUUCUGCAUUUUCAUAUAUUAUGUUAAAAUAAUGAGAUACAGCAUUUCAAAAUUAUUGCAUGUUCACUGUAGAGAAUUUGUA